Molecule: messenger RNA, 1929 nt
Organism: Peromyscus leucopus (white-footed mouse)
Lineage: Eukaryota; Metazoa; Chordata; Mammalia; Rodentia; Cricetidae
Gene: Il10
Product: interleukin 10
Exons: 5
Coding region: 680-1216 (178 amino acids)
Biological process (GO): immune response
Cellular component (GO): extracellular region
Molecular function (GO): cytokine activity
Source: RefSeq, a predicted model, not a curated record
AGGGCCAGAGCAAGCCCCGGAACUCUACUCUGACUAUCUGUCCCACGACACACACACAUCUCUUCAAGGGAUAGUCUUGACCAGGAGAUGGAGGAACUGGAAGAGAGUGAGUUUUAAGGAUAAUCAGCACACACAUGUUUCCUCAGGUAACUGCGUGCUAAGGUGAAUUCCUAGUCAGAAAGAAAUAUCCGUUAUCCAACCCAGGUUAGGUAGGGAAACCAAUUAUUUCUCAAUCCUAGUAUGUUCUGGAAUGACCCAUUUAUCCACGUCAUUGUGACCUAAGAGUGUGUGAAUGGAACGCACAGUUGUAGACCUCUGUACAUAGAACAGCUGUCAUGUCCCUAGGAAAUACAACUUUUUGUAUUGAGAAGUUUAAAAAAAUUUUUUUUUUUAAAGAGAGGUAGCCCGUGCUAAAUAUAGCUACAUUGCAGAAGUUCAUUUACCAGCUCUUGCUUACAAUGCAAAAAAAAAGAAAAGAAAAAAAAAAUUAAGCUAAAAUACUUCAUGGUUUAAAAGGGGGAGGAGGAGCUUGAAUAACCUUUGCCAGGAAGUCUGCAAAAGGAGAGGCCCCGGGCCUUCGGUAUAAAAGGGGGACACAGAGGAGGAGGUCUGCACGUUAGGGGCUUGCUCUCCCAGCACCAAAGCCACAAGGCAGCCUCGCAGAAGACAGAGUUCCACCAUGCCCGGCUCAGCACUGCUCUGCUGCCUGCUCUUACUGGCUGAGGUGGGGACCAGCAGAGGCCACAACACCCAGGAGGGAAUUAAUUGCACCCACUUCCCGGACAGCCAGACCUACACGCUUCGAGAGCUGCGGGCUGCCUUCGACCAGGUGAAGACUUUCUUUCAAAAGAAGGACCAGCUGGACAGCAUACUGCUAACCGAUUCCUUAAUGAAGGACUUUAAGGGUUACCUGGGUUGCCAAGCCUUAUCAGAAAUGAUCCAGUUUUACCUGGUAGAAGUGAUGCCCCAGGCAGAGAACCAUGGCCCAGAAAUCAAGGAGCAUUUGAAUUUCCUGGGAGAGAAGCUGAAGACCCUCAGGAGGCGGCUGCAGCGCUGUCAUCGAUUUCUCCCCUGUGAAAAUAAGAGCAAGGCUGUGGAGCAGGUGAAGAGUGAUUUUAAUAAGCUCCAAGAGAACGGCGUCUACAAGGCCAUGAGUGAGUUUGACAUCUUCAUCAACUGCAUAGAAGCGUACAUCACCAUCAGAAUGAAAAACUGAAACAUCCAGGGUGUGUGAUGAAUCUACGAUGCCAGGGCUUAGCCAGAGCUCUCUGAAUCUGAUCCAGGGACUCUUAGCGAGCGCAAGCAACUCCUUGGAAAACCUCAUUGUACCUCUCUCCAAAAUAUUUAUUACCUCUGAUAAUACCUCGGUUCCCUUCCUAUUUAUUCACUGAGCUUCUCUGUGAACUAUUUAGAAAGAAGCCCAAUAUUAUAAUUUCACAGUAUUUAUUGUUUUUAACCUGUGUUUAAGCUAUUUCCACAGGGGACACUUUUUUGUGGUCAUUGAGUGUUCUAAGGGAAAUUAUAUUCUAUAAUGGGGUGGGGGAGGGGGUCUUCUUUGGGAAGCCAACUGAAGCUUCCGUUCUAAGGCUGGCCACACUUUAUAGCUACCGACGUGUUUACUGUGGUGUUCUCUAAUUUCUUUCCUUCCUGGGUUCAGAGCUCCUGACGUAGUUGUGAAGACUCUUACAGGACUUAGGCAAAGAAACUAGAGAGCUCCCUUGGUGAUUAUCCUUCCAACAGCUCAGAGGGAUUCCCCUGACCUCAUUCUCCAACCAUUUUGUUCUUGAAAGCUGUGGCCAGUUUAUUUAUAACCACCUAAAAUUAGUUCUAAUAGAACUCAUUUUUAACUAGAAGUAAUUCAAUUCCUCUGGGAAUGGUGUAUGGUUUGUCUGUUUUUAUAGCAGAUUCUAAUUUUAAAUAAAUGGAUCU